AUCAUCUUCAGAUUCUGAAAGAUCGUUAUCCCCAAUACCAGCAGGGUCACAGUGUACAUCAGAAAGGGAGACUCCACCUUUGGCCAAGUCACAUAGACAGCGUGAAAAGCGGUCUAGUGGGUUACAUGAAGAAUUUCAGAUUGUAACAGAUUCUCCAUAUCCCAAUUUACCACAACGACCUGCAUCUAGAACGAGAUUUACAGCAUCAUCUUCAGAUUCCGAAAGAUCGUUAUCCCCAAUACCAGCAGGGUCACAAUGUGCAUCAGACACGGAGUCUCCACCUUUGGCCAAGUCACACAGACAGCGUGAAAAGCGGGCUAGUGGGUUACAUGAAGAAAUUCAGGUUGUGACAGAUUCUCCAUAUCCAAAUUUACCACAACGACCUGCAUCUAGAAUGAGAUUUACAGCAUCAUCUUCAGAUUCUGAAAGAUCUUCAUCCCCAAUACCAGGGACACAAUCUCCAUCAGGAAGGGGGUCUCCACUUUUUGCCAAGCCAUGUACACAGUAUGAAAAGCGGGCUGGUGGGUCACAGUCAGGCUCUGGCACAGAACCUGUCAUUGACAUAGAAGAGGAUUACAGAUUUCACGUUUCGGCUGAAUUACGAAAAUGUAACCUUGAUGGGAAAUACCCCGAUGAAAAAGUUUUGCGGCGUUUCAUUCGAGAUGCAGCAGCCAGUCUCCAAGCCGUUGCUGGUGACAGUAUUAGUCAAAGUAACUUUGUUGAAGCAGCCAUUAAAAUCUGUCAAGAAGUCCCGAUUUUAAAAGACCCAAGGCCAGCAUGUUUUCCACCUAACAUGAAAUAUCCAUACUGGGUAAUUGUUCAUUUUACAUUGUCCAUGUAUUUGCCUCUGAUGUUUAAAGUAAAACCUACUGUGAUAACCGUAAGUAAUUGUUUAUUAAAGUCACCACACCGUUCUCCAAAGGGUCCAGAGACCAGCAAAAAUGCUGUCUAGUCGUCAGGGAUAUAUUUAAGCCUCAGCUGAACCAUUAUCAAAGGUGAUAAGCUUCACAUUUAUAGCCAUUUUGUGUCUAAAUAACAAACAGUGGCAUCAACUCGCUCAAAAUUAACUUUACUGGACCCCAAAUUCAAAAUUUUCCGGAUGAAACCUUCCUAGACAACCCCUGCCACCAAAUGGAAAAGAAAAGACCAGCCACCACUUCCAUUCCAAACCAGUGAUGUAGCCUAGGAGAAGCUUUUUUAGAGGGAAUAAUCCAGAUUAUAAUUGAGUAUAGAGACUAAACAUACAUUGUCAACUCCAGCAACACAAAAUGUACUUCAGAAUAUAUUAUUAUUUUUCAUUUGAAAAUAAUACAAAAAAUAUUUCUUGACAUUUUUGUUUUUGUUUGUUUGUUUUUUGGUAAACUGGCAGAGUACUGUCCUUUUCCUGUUAAAAAGACGAUUGCAAAAUAUUAAAGGCUAUGAGAAAAGGAAAACACAUGGGAAAACCAAAAGGUCAAGCAGUGAUCAUGUGGAGUUUGGGGAAAAGGAAGUUGAGGAGCUGCAUGCACAGUUGUUACGCGAGGUUCAGAGUAAAAAGAAGAAUUACGCAGCGAUAAAGGAAAUCCAGCAAAACACCUUUGAUUUUAGGAGAAAGGACAUUGAGCAGAUGUCUGACAAGAGUGUUGUCAGUGAAAUUAUCUCCCACUACCCGUUUUUUCAAGUACACGAGUGCACUGUAAGUAUUGCCCUAACUACUUUGAGGGACAAGUUAUUACUGUUCUCCCCUUGAUCAGCAGCAUAUUUAUAAAAGUAUUCAUUUCAGUGGCUUUCUAAGGAGCGGUCAAAGGUCUCUGGUAUUUGUAAGUGAUGCAGGUUUCUGGGGAUACACAGUUAUUGCAAAAACUAGGUUAAUAUUAUUGCCAGUUGUCCUCAAAUCUUAUACAGCAAUGUGUCAUUCCAGAAAAUAUUCAGAAUCCUCCCAUGUAACGUUUUCUCGUUUGCAAUCUUUGUUGUUUUAUACAAUCCUUUGAAACUUUUGGCCUUCAAAGCUUCCCCCCCACCUCUCAGAAAUUCCAGUGACUAUCUUUGGAUGGGUUGUUUUUCACAAGAUGCACUGUAGGAUAAUGGUUGUUCUUUCAUUUAUUGUGUUUCAGCUAUUGAAUGAGUUGGAGCUUUAUUGCAAAAUGAAAGAUGGAGGUUCUGUAACUGUUGAAAGCUGGGAAAAGAAUUGGACAAGUCUGUCAGUCAAAGUAAAAAACUGCCUUCAAAGCCAUGAGUUGAUCCCAGAUGAUCAUGAAACAAAGCUCACCCAUGGUAUGUAACAUUUUGUCAGAUGCACUUUGAAAAUCGGCAAACUGAAUCAAAAAGAAACUAAUGUAGGUGUAAAAUUUAAUAGUGGCCAAAAAUCAAGAUUUGGGAAGAUACCAGAACAAUAUUUUAUCAAUUUGUAAACUAAAGAAAAUGAACUGUGCCAUGUAAAAGUUGUACUGUAGUAAUUAUUGAUAAGGUUUAAUGAGGUUUAUCUUGCAUCCUGAAUUUUGUUGUAUAGUCAAGUGACCUUAUCAAAUCAAUUCAUUUCACAACUAAGUAUUAUUAUUAGUAGAGUUGACAUGAUUCCACAAAUUACAGAUUCCCAUUUUGUUUCGCCAUAUUUUGUAAGCUGUAGUGAGCCAAAGAGUAAGUUUUUCACAGCGCAUUGGGUGUUUUAAAUUGCUGGUUACUGUUAAUUACAAAAAUAAAUGUUUAUUUUGUCAGAUGAUAUUUGCGGGGCAUUCAUGGAACAUGUUACUUUAGUGGAUGAAAAGAUCUGUUCGCUUCCAAUAUUGAACAUUCUUCCGCAGGUACGAUGUAAUAUUAUUUUCACAGAUCGCUAGAUUUAAUUAGCCUUUUCUUUUAAAAUCUUUGUUGUGCCUUUCAGCACAAGAUGCAUUGGUUGAUGAUUUUUUCAGACUGUAAACUGUAAUACAGACCAAUUAUCCCUCUAUCUCAUGUCUGGUUAGAUAAAGGCCCAGGCAUUUUCAAUUUAGGAAUUUAGGGUUUUUGUUUUUUGAACUGGGACUCAAUGGUUCUGAACUGGGACUCUUGAUUUUUCACAAGAUGAGUCCCAGGACUCACCUUACCUAUUUGUAACAUAAUGACAGCUUGUACUGAAGCCCUUAAUCAGUCUUCUACUUGGCUAUCAACUCGUUAAAAGGAAAUUCAACAACACAAUAAGUGCAGACCCCAAUAAAGUGGCCUUUCCAAAUAAUUUUACUGUAGAAUAUUACGUAGUGACAAUAAAAAGGGACAGGUUCACAGUUAAGCGCAUGCUAAUUCUAUCGGUUAAUAAUCCCACUCUCAGUGAUCUCAGAGUGUAUUUCAAUUUAGAAGUGAAUUUCAGAGUAACCUGAAGUAGGAUGGCGGAGUACUAAAAUUGCAGAAAAAAUUAGUGGAUUAUGCCAACACUACCAACGUUAAAUUUAUUGUUGAGCCAGAGGUUUUAUUCCAUGGUUGAUUACUUUACAGCUAUUUGCUCCUGAGUUGAUAAAGUGACUGCCAGGGGAGUGUGAAGAUUAGUUCUUUGACAACAUUAUGACAUGAUCAUGUUGCUUGCAUAGACGGUUCAGCAUCUGCUGGCAGAAAACAGCAUUUUGAUUAAUGAGCAUGAACCAUGAACCUGUCCCUUUAAGCGGAAGUUAUAUACCUGUACCGUUUACCUUUUUUUCUCAUCACAGGUUAAAUCAAAUGUGGACGAAGUUAUCAAGAAGGAAACAAAAACCAACCAACCUUGCCUAUGGUGUGCAGUAGAUGAAGGAAUGUUAGAACAGAUUUUCCUAGUUGUUGAUAAAGGGAUUUUCUUUGAGCUCAAAAACAAGUCUUAUCUACAAGCUCUUUUAGUAUUGUUGGGUUUCUAUUUCGCAUUUAAUUUAAGUUAUGACAAGCGGCAAGAUUUGAUCUUUCAGUUUGUUGAAGAAUUUGUAUUAGGUCUUCGACCUCCGAAAAAGUCUGUGCGAUAUCGCACUGCAUGCAUGUUGCUGGUUCCAGAUAAGUAACUCCAAUUUAAAGCAAAUUUCAACCUGUUUACCAAGAAGGAAACAAAAACCAGUUAACCUUCCCUCUGGUGGGUAGUAGCUAGUUGAAGGAAUAUUAGAUCAGGUUUUCCUAGUUGCUGAUAAGGGAGGUUUGAUUGAACUCUGAAACAGUUCUUACUUAAAUGCGCUGCUAGUAUUGUCGGGUUACUAUUAUCAAAGUCUGUGGGAUAUAACACUGCGUCCUUGUUGUUGGUUCCAAAUAAGUAAGUCUAAAUCAAAUGUAAAUGUAAUUAUCAAGAAGGAAACAAAAUCAAGCCAACCUUUCCUAUGGUGUGCAGUAGAUAUCGGGUUCUCCUAGUGGUUGAUAAUUUCCUUAGACUCCGAAACAGUGCUUCUUUGAAUGUGCUGUUAGUAUUGUUGGGUUUAUAUUUUACAUUUAAUUUAAGUUGCAACAAGUUGCAAGAGUUGAUCUUCCAGUUUGUUGAAGAAUGUGUGUAACAUUAUUGUAGGUCUUCAACCUCUUAAAAAAUCUGUGCAAUAUUGCACUGGGUGCAUGUUGUUGGUUUAAGAUAAGUAAGUCCAGUGUAAAUCAAAUUUCAACGUAAUUAUCAAGAAGGAAACAGAAACCAACUAACCUUGCUCCUAUAGACCUUUGUCACGUGGCCACUAUUUUGUCUCAGGAGAUAAAAAAGCUUUUGUUUAUACAUGGCUAGCCUCGCACUCUCUACGAGGCUACCGUGCAUAAACAAAGCUUUUUUUAUCUCCUGAGACAAAAUGGCCGCUGCACGACAAAGGUGUAUUGGGCACAGUAGAUGAAGGAAUAUUAGAUCAGGUUUUCCUAGUUGUUGAUAAUGGAGUUUUCUUUAAACUCUGAAACAAGUCGUAGCCGUACUUAAGUGUGCUGUUAAUAUUGUUGGGUUUCUAUUUUACAUUUAAUUUUAUUUGCUGCAAGUUGCAAGAGUUGAUCUUUCAGUUUGUUGAAGAAUUUGUACUAGGUCUUAGACAUCCUGCAAAGUCUGUUCGAUAUCGCACUGCGUGCAUGUUGCUGGUUCUAGGUAUAGUGUGAGUGAAAAAUAAACAUGAAUAUUUC
Porites lobata is the source of this 5040-nucleotide messenger RNA. Lineage: Eukaryota; Metazoa; Cnidaria; Anthozoa; Scleractinia; Poritidae. The record is from the annotation of a GenBank genome assembly.